Molecule: messenger RNA, 2307 nt
Organism: Mucor mucedo
Lineage: Eukaryota; Fungi; Mucoromycota; Mucoromycetes; Mucorales; Mucoraceae
Exons: 3
Coding region: 94-2148 (684 amino acids)
Biological process (GO): long-chain fatty acid metabolic process
Cellular component (GO): endoplasmic reticulum; membrane
Molecular function (GO): long-chain fatty acid-CoA ligase activity
Source: RefSeq, a predicted model, not a curated record
CUUUUCCGUUUGAGUAAAUUUUCUUUUUUCUUUUUUUCUCCUAAUUCUUUUUUUAUUGAUUCUUCCCCACAUUUUCAGAGAUAAAAGAUAAAAAUGGCCAAAUUCACCUUAGAGAAGCAAACUUAUGAAGUUCCUGGUACCAGAACUCCUGGUCAAACAGGUAUUUUGCGUAAUGCCCAACAUACAACUAUCGAGACCUCUUUCUCCCCCAAGGUUAAAUCCAUGAUUGAUCUCUUCAACUAUGGUAUGAACAUCUCUAAGGAUCGCCCUUGUAUGGGUGUCCGUUCAGUUAAAAAUGCUGAAACUGGCGAACGCGGUCCUUAUGUUUGGCAAACCUACCGUCAAGUUCAUCAUCGUAUUACCAACUUUGGUUCCGGUCUUUUGAACCAUAUCAACCACACCAUGAACGACACUCGUACUCAAAAAAUUCCUAUUGGUAUUUGGUCCAUUAAUCGUCCUGAAUGGGCUAUUGCUGAUUUAGCUUGUGCUGCCUACAACAACUACACUGUUGCUCUUUAUGAUACUUUGGGCCCUGAUACCGUCGAAUUCGUCAUUAAUCACGCCGAGCUUGAAACUGUUGUUUGUUCUGGCGAUCAUAUUGCCGAUCUCUUGAAAUUGAGACACAAGUUACCCAAUCUCAAGACAAUCAUCUCCAUGGACUCCAUUGAAGAAGUUUCUCGUCCUGGUGUUGCUUCCAAGAGUGAUAUCAUUAAGGCUUGGGCUGCUGAGAAGGAUAUUAUCUUGAUUGAUUUCAACACAAUUGAAGAAUUGGGUAAGAAGAACAGACGUACUGUUAACUACCCUCAACCUUCCGAUUUGGCCUGUAUCAUGUACACAAGUGGUACCACUGGUAUGCCCAAGGGUGCUAUUUUAACCCACGGUAACUUUGUGUCUGCAGUCUCUGCUAGUUUCAGAAACUUGGGUGGUAACCACAAUGAUUCUGCCAUCUCUUAUUUACCUCUUGCUCAUAUCUUUGGUCGUGUUUGUGAUAUGUUAUGUCUUGGUCUUGGUGCCCGUUUAGGUUAUUUCGCUGGUGAUAUGAAUACUUUGGUUGAAGAUAUCCAAGAGAUGAAGCCCUCCAUCUUUGCUACCGUUCCUCGUUUGUUGAACCGUGUUUAUGGUAAGAUUGUUGCCUCUACCAUCAAUGCCCCUGGUGCCACUGGUGCUUUGGCUCGUCGUGGUAUUGCCACUAAGUUGGCUAACCUUGAGGCCGGUAAUGGUGUCACCCAUGCUUUCUGGGAUCGUUUGAUUUUCAAUAAGGUGAAGCAAGCCCUUGGUGGUAACGUUCGUGUUAUGGUCACUGGUUCUGCUCCCAUCGGUAAGGAUAUUAUGCAAUUCCUCCGUGUUGCUCUCUGUUGUGAUAUUCGUGAAGGUUAUGGUGCUACCGAAACUUGUGCUGCCUCUACUAUUCAUUAUCCUAACGAGUACAAGGCUGGUCAUAUUGGUGGUCCCUUCACCUGUAACGAAAUCAAGUUAGUUGAUAUCCCCGAGAUGAACUACCUCUCUACUGAUCCUUACCCUCGUGGUGAGAUCUGUAUCCGUGGUCCUAACGUCUUCCAAGGUUAUUAUAAGGAUGAGGAAAAGACCAGAGAAGCUAUUGAUGAGGAUAAGUGGUUCCAUACCGGUGAUGUUGGUAUGAUCAACGAGCGUGGUGCUAUUGUCAUUAUCGAUCGUAAGAAGAAUAUUUUCAAGUUAUCCCAAGGUGAAUACAUUGCUCCCGAGAAGAUUGAGAAUGUUUACGCCAAGGAGUCUGUUAUUGGUCAAAUCUACUUGCAUGGUGACUCUCUUCAAAGUUGUCUUGUCGCUAUUGUUGUUCCUGAUCAAGAAACUUUGGAAGCUGCUGUCGCUGCCAAGUUACCUCAUAUCCAUGCCAAGAAGUUGAGUUUCGCUGAGCUCUGUAAAGAACCUGAAGUUACUGCUCUUGUUCUUGCCGCUAUUACCAAGGUUGGUAAGCAAUCUGGAUUGAACGGUUUCGAACAAGCCAAGGCCAUCUAUUUGGAAUCCGAGCCUUUUGCUGUCGAGAAUGAUCUUUUGACUCCUACUUUCAAGGUGAAGCGUCCUCAAGCUAAAAAGCAUUAUGAAGCUGUCAUUGCUCAACUUUAUGACUCUGUAAAUAGCCAGGUUGACCCUGCUAAGGCCAAACUCUAAAGAAGAAGAGAGAAAAAAAAAUAUUAACAUUGUAAAGUUCCCUUUUUGUAUUUAUUAAAAAUAUAAUUUUAUUCCCAAAUUGAUAUAUAAUUGUUAGUUGGUGUAUUGUGAUAGAUGUGAACUUUUUUCAUAGAUACUCAAAUAAAAAAAAAAAAAAAA